AUGGCGGAGACGCCCGAGAGGAAAGAGCCGACGGAGCUGGUGAGUUGUGGCCGGUGCGGAUCCGUGAACUCGGUACCCUUCGGCCUGGACCGCUUCCAGUGCUACAGCUGCGGAGCCUCGGUCGUCAUCUCUCGGGAGACCUCUGCGGCCUGCGCUGCUGCAUCGCCGACGGCCCUCUACAUUGACAACUUGCAGGCGACUCCACAGAAAGAGGGAGGCAGCAAGAGUGCGCCAUCGAAGAAGCCGGAGGCAAGCUCGCGUGGAUUUUUCGAGAAGCUGACCCGGCAAGUGGACAAGACCUUGCAGAAGGUGGAGCAGUCGCUGUUUUCGGACACCCCAGCUGCCGGGCAGGCUCCUGCGAAGGCACCCUCGGCAUUGCCUGUCGGCCAGCCGAUCGGCGAGGAGGCGAAGGCUAUCAGCCCGGGAACGCGAGAGGCGAAACCCCGCAGCCCCGAGUCCGGUGGUUACGAGGCCUCGCGGUCCGCGGCGAGCGCUAGCGGCCAGGGGGCGCCCAAGGCCCCGCAGACGGAGCGUCUCCGCGCGGCCGAGGAGCGGGCGGCUCGCGCCGAGCAGCUGCUGGAGGCUGCGGUGGCGCGCGAGGCGGUGUCAGCCUCGGAGCGCCUGACGCUGCGGAAGCAGCUGGACGACGCAGAGCAGUUGGUUUCUGGCCUCUCCCAGCAGCUGGACAGUGUCCAGCAGGAGGUGGCUGAGCAAAGGCAGCGCUGCGAGGCUCUGGAGAAGCAGCUCCAGGAGGCCCGAGCCGCGCCGAACGCCUCCCCGGGCGAGGGCCAAGAUGUGGCCCUGGAGCUGAUGCAGCGCAUUGCGCAGCUCGAGGCCGCUCUCGGGAAGGACGGCAACUUCGAUGCCACGGCACAAGUCGUGAGAUGA
Symbiodinium sp. CCMP2456 is the source of this 888-nucleotide messenger RNA. NCBI's taxonomy places the organism in Eukaryota, Dinophyceae, Suessiales, Symbiodiniaceae. The record is from the annotation of a GenBank genome assembly.